This is a messenger RNA of Nematostella vectensis (starlet sea anemone), 492 nucleotides long. RefSeq names its product vesicular glutamate transporter 2-like. Gene Ontology annotation, biological process: monoatomic anion transport. Bases 163 to 477 code for a protein of 104 amino acids. NCBI's taxonomy places the organism in Eukaryota, Metazoa, Cnidaria, Anthozoa, Actiniaria, Edwardsiidae. The record is from RefSeq and is a predicted model, not a curated record. The transcript is spliced from 2 exons. Gene Ontology annotation, molecular function: transmembrane transporter activity.
AUUAGCGAUGUGAAUGAUAGUAAAAUUGACGUUGAUAAUGAUAAUUAUCACAAUGAUGAUGAUAAUACGUUUCUUGUAGGCUUUUUUCUUCAGUGUAUUUGCCUCAUCAUAGUGGCUUGUACACCCUAUAAGGUGGUGCCUAUCGUCCUUGGUUUAGGUUCCAUGGCCACUUUGUAUGCUGGGGUGGGCGUCAACGCGUUCGAUAUCGCACCCCGGUACUCUGGUAUCAUAAUGGGAAUGGCCAAUACUCUUGCGACGUUUAAUGGAAUUAUGGCACCACUGGUUGUUGGACUAAUCGUAAAAUCUGAGAGCAUCCACGAGUGGGGCAUCGUGUUUUUUCUAAUCGCUGCUAUUGUGUUCUGCGGAGCAGUGUUUUACGCAAUCAAUGCGUCGGGCGAGCUACAACCGUGGGCAACGCCUGACCUCUCUCUACUUUCAAAGAAAGUAGACCCACCCAAGAAGCAGGCUAUGUCGUGACCUAUUCAUUAUAUG